Procambarus clarkii (red swamp crayfish) is the source of this 1758-nucleotide messenger RNA. The record is from RefSeq and is a predicted model, not a curated record. NCBI's taxonomy places the organism in Eukaryota, Metazoa, Arthropoda, Malacostraca, Decapoda, Cambaridae.
AUGUUAGCGCGUGAGAAUAUUAGUGGGAAGAGCUUAUGUAAGUGUGAGAAUGUCAGUGGUAAGCGCUUAUGUAAGCGUGAGAAUAUUAGCGGUAAGCACCUAUGUAAGCAUGAGAAUGUUAGUGGUAAGCGCUUAUGUAAGCGUGAGAAUGUCAGUGGUAAGCGCUUAUGUAAGCGUGAGAAUGUCAGCGGUAAGCGCUUAUGUAAGUGUAAGAAUGUUAACGGUAAGUGCUUAUAUAAGCGUGAGAAUGUUAGUGGUAAGCACUUAUGUAAGCAAGAGAAUGUUAGCGGUAAGCGCUUAUGUAAGCGUGAGAAUGUUAGCGGCAAGCGCUUAUAUAAGCGAGAGAAUGUUAGUGGUAAGCGCUUAUGUAAGCGUGAGAAUGUUAGCGGUAAGCGCUUAUGUAAGCGUGAGUGUAUUAGUGGUAAGCACUUAUAUAAGCGUGAGAAUGUCAGCGGUAAGCGCUUAUGUAAGCGUAAGAAUGUUAGCGGUAAGCGCUUAUGUAAGCGUGAGAAUGUCAGCGGUACGCGCUUAUGUAAGCGUGAGAAUGUCAGUGGUAAGCGCUUAUGUAAGCGUGAGAAUGUCAGCGGUACGCGCUUAUGUAAGCGUGAGAAUGUCAGUGGUAAGCGCUUAUGUAAGCGUGAGAAUGUCAGCGGUACGCGCUUAUGUAAGCGUGAGAAUGUCAGUGGUAAGCGCUUAUGUAAGCGUGAGAAUGUCAGCGGUAAGCGCUUAUGUAAGUGUAAGAAUGUUAACGGUAAGUGCUUAUAUAAGCGUGAGAAUGUUAGUGGUAAGCACUUAUGUAAGCAAGAGAAUGUUAGCGGUAAGUGCUUAUGUAAGCAUGAGAAUGUUAGUGGUAAGCGCUUAUGUAAGCGUGAGAAUGUCAGUGGUAAGCGCUUAUGUAAGCGUGAGAAUGUCAGCGGUAAGCGCUUAUGUAAGCGUGAGAAUGUCAGCGGCAAGCGCUUAUGUAAGCAUGAGAAUAUUAGCGCUAAGCGCUUAUGUAAGCGUGAGAAUGUUAGUGGUAAGUGCUUAUGUAAGCGUGAGAAUGUUAGCGGUAAGCGCUUAUAUAAGCGAGAGAAUGUUAGUGGUAAGCGCUUAUGUAAGCGUGAGAAUGUUAGCGGUAAGCGCUUAUGUAAGCGUGAGUGUAUUAGUGGUAAGCACUUAUAUAAGCGUGAGAAUGUCAGCGGUAAGCGCUUAUGUAAGCGUAAGAAUGUUAGCGGUAAGCGCUUAUGUAAGCGUGAGAAUGUCAGCGGUACGCGCUUAUGUAAGCGUGAGAAUGUCAGCGAAGAACCGAACAACAAAAGAUCUAAAAAUGGAAGCAAUAAUACAAGGACAACACCUCUAAAACAACACGAGAAUUGGAACUGGACCGAAGCAACAGUUGGAGCAGAACAACAACAGGACCAGAGAAGCAGGAAGACUGAACAAGUGGAAGGACUGGAACAACAACAGGACCAGAGAAGCAGGAAGACUGAACAAGUGGAAGGACUGGAACAACAACAGGACCUGAGAAGCAGGAAGACUGAACAAGUAGAAGGACUGGAACAACAACAGGACCAGAGAAGCAGGAAGGCUGAACAAGUAGAAGGACUGGAACAACAACAGGACCAGAGAAGCAGGAAGACUGAACAAGUGGAAGGACUGGAACAACAACAGGACCAGAGAAGCAGGAAGGCUGAACAAGUGGAAGGACUGGAACAACAACAGGACCAGAGAAGCAGGAAGGCUGAACAAGUGGAAGGACUGGAACAACAACAGAACUGA